AUGGCAUCCAAGCGGCUUCGAGUUGCGUUUGUUCACCCAGAUCUUGGAAUUGGCGGGGCUGAGCGCCUAGUUGUGGAUGCUGCGCUUGGAUUGCAAAAGUUGGGGCAUGAUGUGGGGAUUUAUACGUCUCAUCAUGAUCCUACGCAUUGCUUCGAGGAGACUAAGGACGGAAGCCUGAAAGUGCACUACGUCCCUCCACCCUUCCCUCGCUCGCUCAAAGGCAAAUUCCACAUCAUCUUUGCGCAUUUGAGGCAGCUGCAUCUCUUUGCGACUAUGCUGCUUCAAGGCAAGACAAGAGGGUAUGAUGUUUUUUUCGUGGACCAGCUUUCGACGUGUGUCCCGUUUUUGAGGGGUGUGGCGGGGAAGAGGGUGGUGUUUUAUUGUCAUUUUCCGGAUAAGCUUUUGGCGGAUGGGGCGUUUGUGGAUGGUGGUGGUGGGGUUGUUAGGAGGCAGGGGUUGGUGAAGAGGUUGUAUAGGUUGCCGAUGGAUUGGUUGGAGGAGGUUACGACUCGCCAAGCGGAUAUCAUCCUUGCGAAUUCAAAGUUUACUGCGAGGGUUUUCAAGUCGUACUUCCCCUCGAUAAAGAAACUGCCCGAGAUCGUGUAUCCCGGUAUCAACCUGGAGGCGUAUGAGGGGACAUACGACUCGUCUGACCCCGAUGUUGCUUCGGUUAUUUCAAAUCGCCCGACCCUUAUUUCUCUCAACCGCUUCGAGGGAAAGAAGAACAUUGUGCUCGCACUGGAAUCGUUCGCCAAGUUGAAACUCCAUUCUGAAGGGAACCAUGCCAAAUUGAAGGAUCUCAGAUUAGUCCUGGCAGGAGGAUAUGAUGACCGUUUGGAGGAUAACCGACAUGUUAUUGCGCAGCUGCAAGCACUAGCUAAAGCACUGUCUCUAACCUACAUCAUCACCUCCCCUGCUCCUCUCCCACCCUCCCUCUCCUCCCCCUCACUACGCGAAGCUACAAACCCAGACGUCGUCUUCCUCCUCAACUUUACAACCUCCCAGCGCACGGCAUUGCUGAGGAGUGAAUCCACUCUUGCCCUCCUCUACACUCCAUCGAACGAGCACUUUGGGAUUGUACCGAUCGAAGCGAUGGCGUGCGGCGUCCCAGUGCUCGCGUGCAACUCGGGUGGACCUCUGGAGAGCGUCCUGUCUUCGAGUACUGAAGAGAUUGGGACUGGGUGGUUGAGGGAGCCCGACCCCGACUUGUGGGCCGCGUCUCUCCUGGAGAUCGUGUCGCUUUCGGAGGAGCAGCGGAAGCGGCUGGGUGAAAAGGCGAGGGAGCGGGCGAAGCGGUUGUUCGGGAUGGAGGCGAUGGCGAAGGGGCUGGAGGCUGCGUUGGUGGAGGCUGCGUCGAUGGGACCUGUAGACGCUGAUGAGGCCUGGGGUCCGUGGUGGAAGGUGUGGGUCAUGAUUCUCGGGUUCGUGUUGGCGUAUGUGUAUGGUUCCUUCCGGUCGUAA
Molecule: messenger RNA, 1461 nt
Organism: Coprinopsis cinerea okayama7#130
Lineage: Eukaryota; Fungi; Basidiomycota; Agaricomycetes; Agaricales; Psathyrellaceae
Product: alpha-1,3-mannosyltransferase ALG2
Exons: 5
Coding region: 1-1461 (486 amino acids)
Molecular function (GO): alpha-1,3-mannosyltransferase activity; GDP-Man:Man(1)GlcNAc(2)-PP-Dol alpha-1,3-mannosyltransferase activity
Source: RefSeq, a predicted model, not a curated record